AUGGGUGGAAUAUGCUCGAGGAGAUCCACCCAAGACAACAUAGAAAACGGAAGCUUUCCUCAUGUUAAUGGACUUAAUUAUGGUUCUGGAAUGGUUUAUCAAUCUCAAGGACCGCAACAAGCAAAUGAGGAAUCUAUCCCUUCCGGGGAAACCAUGGAUAACAAGAGGACUCUAAGAGAACCAUUUUCUUUUCCAGAAAUGAAUGCUGCUCCAUAUGCAAUGUCCGAUGCUGAUGAUGGGAUUCCUCGUCUUUCUAGGGCUCUAUCACAUAAAUCCAGAUCAACAAAGUCAAACACGACUGCAGCUACAAAGGUUUCAGAAGUGAGUUCACUUUUGGGUAAAGCUGGGACUGCUGGGCUUGGAAAGGCUGUAGAAGUGCUGGAUACACUUGGUAGCAGUAUGACAAGUUUACAUGUCAGCAGUGGUUUUGUGUCGGGGGCUGUAACAAAGGGAAAUAAAAUAACAAUAUUGUCAUUUGAGGUUGCCAAUACAAUUGUUAAAGGUGCCAAUCUUAUGCAAUCUCUUUCAAAGGACAACAUUAAACAUUUAAAGGAGGUAGUAUUGCCUUCAGAAGGCGUGCAACGUUUAAUAUCAAAAGACAUGGAUGAACUCCUCAUGAUUGCAGCAGCUGAUAAGAGGGAAGAACUAAAAAUCUUUUCUGGAGAAGUGGUUCGUUUUGGAAACCGAUGCAAAGAUCCUCAAUGGCACAAUUUGGACCGAUAUUUUGAAAAAUUGGGAUCGGAACUUAUUCCCCAGAAGCAAUUAAAAGAAGAAGCAGAAACCAUAAUGGAGCAUUUGAAGAAUUUGGUCCAGUAUACUGCUGAGUUGUACCAUGAGUUACAUGCCUUGGACAGGUUUGAACAAGAUUUCCGUCGUAAGCAACAAGAAGAGGAGAAUCCCAGUGCUCCUCCAAGAGGGGACAGCCUUGCUAUUUUAAGGGCAGAAUUAAAGAGUCAGAAGAAGCACGUGAGAAGUUUGCAAAAGAAGUCACUUUGGUCCAAAAUUUUGGAAGAGGUGAUGGAGCAACUUGUAGACAUUGUCCAUUUCUUACACAUGGAGAUUCAUACUGCUUUUGGAACUGCUGAUACACAAAAACCGUUAAAAAGCAACCGACAGAAAUUGGGAGCAGCUGGUCUUGCACUGCAUUAUGCUAAUAUCAUCACUCAGAUCGAUACACUUGUUACUCGGUCAAGUUCUGUGCCUCCAAGUACGAGGGAUGCUUUAUACCAAGGACUUCCACCUACUAUUAAGUCUGCAAUCCGCUCCAAGAUACAUUCUUUUCACCCAAAGGAAGAGCUUACGAUUCCCGAAAUUAAAGCAGAGAUGGAGAAAACUCUGCAAUGGAUUGUUCCAUUUGCAACAAACACAACCAAAGCGCAUCAUGGGUUCGGUUGGGUUGGAGAAUGGGCAAAUACCGGAUCGGAAGUGAACAGAAAACCAUCAUACCCAACUGACUCAUUACGAAUCGAGACACUCCACCAUGCAGACAAACAAAAAACAGAAGAAUGUAUUCUGGAAUUGGUGGUUUGGCUUCACCAUCUUGUGUGCCAAUCAAAAGCCAUAAAUGGGCCAAAUACAAUGAGAUCACCCGUUAAAUCCCCAAUCCGUUCCCCAAAUCAAAAGGGAACCCAACUCUCCACAACCCAAACCCAACCCACCUCCUCCUCGUUUCCUCCGGCGUUGACCAGCGAAGACCGGGAAAUGCUCCGGGAUGUAAGCAAACGGAAACUCACUCCCGGAAUCAGCAAAAGUCAAGAGUUUGACAUCAGAAGCAGCAGCAAUAGGCUCCUCAGUAAGCAUCAUCGAUUGACUAAAAGCAGUAGUCAUUCCCCGACUCGGGAAGAAGUUAAGCGAGACCCGUUUCCCAUUAAGAGACCAUCUUCCGUUCCAGUCAUCAACUUCCAUCUUGAUAGGAUUAAGGCCAUGGAUGUUAUCGAUGACAUUCCAACCGUCUGAAUGCUGCUCUAUGGAAUCCAGUUCAUGUUGCUUUCUUGGAUAGAUUUUCUUUUUCUUUUUGUUGUUUAGAGGUUGGUUUUGCAAAUGAGGAGGGUAAUUUAGUUGUUUUCACCAAAUUGUUGUAUGUACAGAAGAAAUCAUCUUUACUUUACUUUACUUUACUUUCUGUUUCAUAAUCUAUCUCGCCA
Lactuca virosa is the source of this 2144-nucleotide messenger RNA. NCBI's taxonomy places the organism in Eukaryota, Viridiplantae, Streptophyta, Magnoliopsida, Asterales, Asteraceae. The record is from the annotation of a GenBank genome assembly.